CCCUCAGUUUAUGUACGUCUAGUAGAAGAACUGUGUUUCUCAUCUGCCCUGUUAAACAGCUUCUUGCCUGCCACAGAUGUGAGAGCUAACUGUGCUCAUUUGGCGCAGGCUUAAGGGUCCAGCCACCAUGGGUUUCUUUGCCAAAUGGGGCUGUCAUAAUGGUCAAGGGGAUAACUAGUGUUGAAGUUGGCCUUGGCAUCCCUUCCCCACCCAGCAGAAGUGCACAAGUAACAGUGCUUUAGGGUGAGAAACGGUUGUCCUUCCGUGUAGGUGCUUUGAGUGCUUAGGUGGUUUCAGAGAAAGAUGAGCAUGAUUUGUCCCUGUCGCUGGUGACAGCCCCAAGCAGUGUGCUUAAGUCAUCCCUUUUAAUCUCAAGUGUUGAAGAAGUUCCCACUCAGGGAACUGUGUUCUAGGGUCUGACAAGUGGCUUCUCUCAUGAGCUGAGAAAGUGUCUUGGUUUACCGUUUACUGAAACCACGUCCUCUUGCAGAGAGCUGUGUGUUACCAUCUUGAUUUCAAGUAUUAAAGCAGGAGUUCUUGGAUUCUUUUUCAAGAUAAACUAUGGUUUUGAAAGAAGCACCAUGGCCAGCCCAAGAACCAGGAAAGUUCUUAAGGAAGUUCGGGCGCAAGAUGAAAACAAUGUGUGUUUCGAGUGCGGCGCCUUCAACCCACAGUGGGUGAGCGUGACCUAUGGCAUCUGGAUCUGCCUGGAGUGCUCGGGGAAGCACCGUGGGCUUGGGGUUCACCUCAGCUUCGUCCGCUCCGUCACGAUGGACAAGUGGAAGGACGUGGAGCUGGAGAAGAUGAAGGCGGGCGGGAACGCUCGGUUCCGGGAGUUUCUGGAGUCUCAAGAGGACUAUGACCCCUGCUGGUCGCUGCAGGAGAAGUACAACAGCAGGGCUGCUGCCCUCUUCAGGGACCGGGUGGCCGCUCUGGCCGAAGGCAAAGAAUGGUCUCUGGAGUCAUCGCCCGCCCAGAGCUGGACUCCGCCUCAGCCCAGGACGCUGCUGUCCUCUGCCCACCGAGCCUCUGGCCAGCUGCAGAACUCCACUGCCUCUGGGGACAAGGCUUUCGAGGACUGGCUGAAUGAUGACCUUGGCUCCUAUCAAGGGGCCCAGGAGAACCGUUAUGUGGGGUUUGGGAACACGGUGCCGCCUCCAAAGAGGGAAGACGACUUCCUCAACAGCGCCAUGUCGUCCCUCUAUUCGGGCUGGAGCAGCUUUGCUACCGGAGCCAGCAGGUUCGCUUCAGCGGCCAAGGAGGGCGCGACAAAGUUCGGGUCCCAAGCAAGUCAGAAGGCGUCGGAGUUGGGCCACAGUCUGAAUGAGAGCGUCCUCAAACCUGCCCAGGAGAAGGUGAAGGAGGGGAAGAUUUUUGAUGAUGUGUCCAGUGGGUUCUCUGAGUUGGCGUCCAAGGUCCAGGGAGUUGGCAGCCGGGGCUGGCGGGAUGUCACUACGUUUUUUUCUGGGAGAGCAGAGGAUUCAUCAGACAGACCCCCGGAGGGCCCGAGCUACCAGAACAGCGGUGGAGACAACUCGCAGAACACCCUCGACCAGAGCUUCUGGGAGUCCUUCGGGAGCGCUGACCCUGCCAGGGCCCACCGGUCCCCAAGCAGCGACAGCUGGACAUGCGCGGAUGCCUCAGCCGACAAGAGGAGCUCGGACAGCUGGGAUGUAUGGGGUUCGGGCUCUGCGUCUGCGUCCAACAAUAGGAUCAGCGACAACAGCGACGGCGGGGAGGCCUGGGGGGGUGGUGGGGAGGGCCGGGCCAAGGUCGCCAAGAAGGCCAUGCCGCCACCUGCGGUGGACGAUGGCUGGGACAACCAGGACUGGUAGGGCCCCGAGGCCAGGUGCAGCGGCUGCUCCGCCUCCUCCCUCUUUCCGUUCCACCCAAGAAAUGCCGGACGUGCAAGAAGACAGCCUCAGCCGAGACCCGAGAGCCACGUGCUUGUGGGAGUGGGGGCACGUCUGCGUCCCUGUGCUCGCUUUCCAGGGAACCCGAGCCGGGUGCUGUCGCAGGCAGGGCUCCCUGCUGCUGCGGGGCCAGCACACCCAGCCCCUCCCCAGUGAGCUCGGUAAUAAAUGCUCUCCCAGUGUUGCACGCGGCCA
This is a messenger RNA of Dama dama (fallow deer), 2108 nucleotides long. RefSeq names its product ADP ribosylation factor GTPase activating protein 1 (gene ARFGAP1). The record is from RefSeq and is a predicted model, not a curated record. Gene Ontology annotation, biological process: regulation of endocytosis; regulation of ARF protein signal transduction. Gene Ontology annotation, molecular function: GTPase activator activity. Gene Ontology annotation, cellular component: Golgi membrane. The transcript is spliced from 13 exons. The coding region runs from base 582 to 1835 and encodes 417 amino acids. Lineage: Eukaryota; Metazoa; Chordata; Mammalia; Artiodactyla; Cervidae.